Symbiodinium pilosum is the source of this 1908-nucleotide messenger RNA. NCBI's taxonomy places the organism in Eukaryota, Dinophyceae, Suessiales, Symbiodiniaceae. The record is from the annotation of a GenBank genome assembly.
GUCGUCACGGCAAUGCCGGAACCGGCUGCCCCUGCGGUUCCAGCUAUGGCCAAACCUGAGGUCAAGACUGUUCCUCUGGGGACGCACAAGAUGCCCGUCCAGUCCUCCACAGCAGCUGCCAAGCGCCCGGGACCCCGCGCCCUGCCGCAGCCGAAACCGGCUCCGCCUGUGCUGGCGUCCCCUCCACCGCCCAAAGCAGAGGCCAAACUGCCACCUCCGAGUGUCACCAAGGCCGCGGAGCCCCGUGCUGGUCGCCGGAGGCCGGCAGAAGAGCCGGUCCAGGUGCUGCCUGCCAAGAGAAUCUUCGACUGGACCUUGCUUGCCAAGAUCGAUUCUCUGCUUCUCGGGGCGGAGAGCAGCUUCUUCCUCCAUCGCCAAGGGGAUGGCAUUCGGCUCCCGGGCUAUGAGCCCGAAAACUGCGAAAGCAGUGGAUCGGAGGACCAGGAGGAGGAUGCUUGCGAGAGCGAAGAGUCCGAGGAGUCGGACGCUGCAAAGAUUCUGGGUGCACCAGGACCUGCAGAUGCAGACAUGCAGGAGGACGAGGAGUUUGAGGAAGAGGAGGAAGAAGAGAUCGAGGAGGAUGAUGUUGUCGAGGAGGUGGACAAAAGUGAUGCCAUGGCGGCUGUCGUUGCCACCACCAGGCCAAAAGCAAAGAUGCCGCCCCCGCCGCCCAGUGGGGAGGUGUCCGAGCCCAAGGCUCCUUCCUUGUCCACCCGGGCGAAACCACCGCCUCUUCCGAGGGAGCGCCUGCCAAAGCUGAGCGAGCGACGGGAGGAGGACGAAGAGGAGGAACCACCGGCGCCCGCGCUGGAGGCUCCAGAAGGCUCCAAGGAAGAUGAGGAAGGUGUCCAUGAGGAGGACGAGGACUUCAAUGACGAGGAGAUGAUGGCCACGUUUGCGGCCAAACUCCAGGAGCCCUCGGAAGCGGCUGCACCGCCUUUGGAUGCGCGUCGGCGCCCUCUGGCCUCGCGGAACGAGCAGGACUUUGACGGGAAACCUGCAAACAUCGCCACGCGGGCAAAGGCGAAGCCAAAGCCCAAAGCUUGGGGUUUGCCUCCGCCGCUCUCGGGCAAGAAGAAGGCCAAAGAGCCUCCACAGGCGGAGGCGAAGCCUCCACGAGAGCCGGAGGCAGAGCCUCGUCCCCCAGAGGAGGAGCAGCCACCACCGCCCUUCUUCGACCAGUGGUUAGCAAGCCUGAAGUUCGUCGCUGGGUGGAACGACCAGAAGAAGUACCAGGCCUCCGAGGUGAAGGAGGCUUUUAGCGAGUACCUGGCCGCCGAGGAUAUCAUCAGCAAGACCACGGUGGAGCAGCUGUGCAGAACAAUCGUGCCACUACUGCUGGAUCUGGAGAGGGUCGACACCAUGGUCGUUGCAAACCUGCGCACAGAGGUGCUGCGGACUCUGAAGAUUGUGCAGGUUUGCAUCCUGCGGAUCGUCACUUUUGAAAUGCUCCGCGAGAAGUCUGCGAAGGCUGAAGCAGCUAAGAAGAAGGGCAAGGGCAAGAAGGCCCAGGGCGAGGUGCCACCCGAGGGCGCAGCGUACCUUGCGAGUGACAUCACUUCCCUGGCAAAGGUCAUCCAGCAUUUCCGCUUUGAUCAGAACUUCACGAAGGGAGUGCAUCAGCUGAUCGUCGCCUUCCGGAAGCAAAAGGCGGAGACCCCUCGACCUGAGAAAGGCCCUGCCGCCAAGGCGCAGCCGAGGAAAAAGCCCCGGUCGGAGACAGAGGCGCCGGAAAAAGCCGAGGUGCCAGACAAAGCGGAAAAGACGGAGAAAGCCGAAGAGGCGGAGAAAGCAGCAGAAGGAGGAGAGAAGCCUCCAACUGCCACUGAGGAGGACAACGCUGAUCAGGAUGGCGAGGGCGAGGCAGGUGGCGAGCCUGCAAGGAAGAAACCGCGACUCGUCUCCUGA